AUGGAUGAACUCGUAAAAGUAAUGGAGGAGUUUGAUAUCGACAAGGAUUUGAUAACGGUUGUGUCUGAUAUGUCAUUUGAGAUGUCAUCUCGCCAGUUGCACAAGGAUGGAUGCACUCCAAUCACAUUCAUCAGUUAUGACUGUCAACCAGUUAUGUUUACUGGACAGGCUCUUCUUUAUAUAUUUCAUACAGCCGUUUGUGGAGUCAACUGGAAAAUUAAAAGAGAUAUUGGAGAAUACGUUCAGAUGUUGAGAAGUCUCAUUUUAGAGUAUUCAGAGAUGGACCAAAACUUGCUGAUCCUAAAGAGAACAGUUCUGGAAGAUAUCACAAAACUUCUAACUCAUCGACCUCUAGAAUUGAAACCGCUUCCAUUAGAAGGAGCCGCUGACUACAAACUACAAAUUUUUUGUCACGAAAAGCAAAUUUCCGGUAUUGAUUAUUCUCGAACUUGUGAAAUGUAUGGAUUGGACACUUUGGUCGAUAAUCCUAAAUACGAAAAUGAACCGUUUCCCUUCAUGUUGACCAGGGAGAACUAUUACAUGGGAUUCGUUAAUAGCUUCUUCAAAUCAGAAUAUAGCGGAAUUAAAAAAAGAUUGAGAGAUGAAUUCCUUUGGAAAACAGACAAGAGUCUUCGGACUUCAUUCUAUCAGUGUAUGACUAACGUAUGCGAAAUCGACAACUUAAACUUAGAAAAACCUGGAACCAACCGGAAUGGAGAGGAAGAGACAAGUCACAUGAAUAGUGCAAUGCGACCAGCCGAACAACUGAUAAAAAGAAAAGAAGCCAAGAUAAAGACAGAGGAAAACUCUGUUCAACGGCGUUCUGAGGACUUUGCUUCGACUUCUGGAAACUAUGUUAUCGGAAGAUCUUCAGCAGAAGAAAAAACAAAAGAAACAAUAAAAGAAAUGGAGGAAACUUUCUUGAAACUCAUGGGAAAACUAGGAAUUAAAUUAUGGUCUGACGAGUGUUCUGGCGAAGAAUAUGAAGAUGAGUCGUAUACUGAAUCGGAGCCUGAAUCAGACACUCUGGAUCAGAAGAUUACAGAAAAGAGGCAGACAAACUUGAUGAAGUCUAGCCCGAAUGAAGAAUCAUCGAGAGCGAAGACACCAGCAGAAGAGUCGUCUGGUUCAUUAGAGUCUUCUCAAGAACGGGAUUUGGCAGUGAAGAAGGCGGAGAGGUUUGAGGAGAAGGCGAAGAAAUAUGAUGAAUUGGAGGUGAAAUUUAAAGAGAUGAAGAAAGAAAAGGAGCAAUUAGAGAGAAAAAUAGCCACGCAAGUCAAACAUUCUGAUGAAAACGAACGACUUCGGGCAAGAAUCUCCAGCAGACAAGAUAUUGAGAAGCAACUCAGAGCUUCAAGGAAUGAACAUCAGCAAAAAGCGGAAUCUCUAUUGGAAGAGAACACUCGUCUGUUCAAACAGUCAGAAGAAGACAAGAUCAAGGUUGUCGAAAUGAGGAGAAAGUUAGAAGAGGCUAAAGGAAAAACGAGAGAAGUCAAUAAAGAAUGGUCCACUCGAAAUGAGGAAUUGAAUAAAGACGUUGUGCGACUCAAUGGAGUGAUCAAGAAGAAGGAAUAG
This is a messenger RNA of Caenorhabditis remanei, 1575 nucleotides long. RefSeq lists its product as uncharacterized. The transcript is spliced from 9 exons. The record is from RefSeq and is a predicted model, not a curated record. Bases 1 to 1575 code for a protein of 524 amino acids. NCBI's taxonomy places the organism in Eukaryota, Metazoa, Nematoda, Chromadorea, Rhabditida, Rhabditidae.